Messenger RNA from Sorghum bicolor (sorghum), 708 nucleotides. RefSeq lists its product as uncharacterized. Gene Ontology annotation, molecular function: calcium ion binding. Lineage: Eukaryota; Viridiplantae; Streptophyta; Magnoliopsida; Poales; Poaceae. The record is from RefSeq and is a predicted model, not a curated record. The coding region runs from base 78 to 500 and encodes 140 amino acids. The transcript has a single exon.
CCUCAUCACCAGGCCAAACCAACCUCCUCGCACGAACACACGUUCCAAGAAGAGACACAAAUUAAGAUUCCAAAAAGAUGAGCGUGGAGAUCCUCGACGGGAGCACUGUCCGGAGCUUCGUGGAGGACGAAGGCGCCUUCAACUCCUCGGUGGACGGCCGGUUCGCCGCGCUGGACGCCGACCACGAUGGUCUGCUCACCUACGCCGAGAUGGCCGACGAGCUCAUGAGCCUGCGCGUGUUGGAGAAGCACUUCGGCGUGGAUGAGGCCGUGGCGGCGCCGGAGGAGCUCGCAGGGCUGUACCGCAGCCUGUUCGCGCGGUUUGACAGGGACGGCAGCGGCAAGGUUGACAGGCAGGAGUUCCGGGCAGAGAUGAAGGAGGUGAUGCUCGCUGUUGCCAACGGGCUGGGCUUCCUCCCCGUGCAGAUGGUCGUCGAGGAAGGCAGUUUCCUCAAGGUCGCCGUCGACAGGGAGCUCGGCCAGCUCGCCAAAGCUGCCUGAUCGAAGUUCUUGGAGCGCAACAGCCAGUGCUUGCUUGGAGUUUUCAGUUCAUUACUAAAAUUUUGAUGUGUGCCGUACUAUUCAUUACCACCAUUUUUCACAUUGAGUUACAGAGUAUUUGUAAGACUUACUCAUGUACUAGUAAGUACAUAUUGUUCUAUGAUCACGCAAAGACUUAAUACGAGCAAUAUACUAAUUUGUAAGAGUA